Perca fluviatilis (European perch) is the source of this 1404-nucleotide messenger RNA. RefSeq names its product enoyl CoA hydratase domain containing 2 (gene echdc2). The transcript has 12 exons. The coding region runs from base 168 to 1157 and encodes 329 amino acids. Lineage: Eukaryota; Metazoa; Chordata; Actinopteri; Perciformes; Percidae. Gene Ontology annotation, cellular component: mitochondrion. Gene Ontology annotation, molecular function: enoyl-CoA hydratase activity. Gene Ontology annotation, biological process: fatty acid beta-oxidation. The record is from RefSeq and is a predicted model, not a curated record.
UCUGUGGUGUGGUGCACUGCCUUGUGUCAACCUGUUGGCACUGCUGCUUUGAAAGGAAGGUCAGGAACAGCCAAGUCCCUCCUCUUACAGGAAGAAACCUGCACCAAAUAUCCUGCAUCUCUUCCUGCUUCUAAAAAAAACUAAUAAACAGAGAUUGAACAACCAGCAUGGCAACUCUCCUUCGCAGACUGGCAGAGCCCAUGUGCUUAUCGAGGCGGUGGCUGGGAGUGAUUCUUCGGGAAACUCAUGGCCGAACUUCCCAUUGCAUCCCCCGGAACGGAUCGCGACUGCUGCCCGGUGGCGGUCGCCCUCUGACGGUGUACAGCCGCAGGCAGCACACGGCGGCAGGUCCGGUGACGUUAGAGGUGGAUAUAAAGCGGCUAGAGGGGGAAGACAACGGGAUAGUAGAGGUGUUGAUGUGCCGACACAAGGCAAAAAACGCUCUGGGCCAUAUGUUUGUGUCACAGAUGAGGGAGCUGGUGUUCACUCUGUCCAAUGACUCGGCAGCUCAUGUGGUUGUCUUCAGGAGUUUAGUGCCGGGGGUCUUCUGUGCAGGUGCAGACCUGAAAGAGAGAGCUCAGAUGAACCACCGUCAGUCUGAUCUGUUUGUUCACGGCCUGCGUUCCCUCAUGACUCAGAUAGCAUCGUUGCCCAUGCCGACCAUCGCGGCGAUGGACGGCGUUGCCCUGGGAGGCGGUCUGGAGCUGGCCUUGGCCUGUGAUCUCCGCACCGCUGCCUAUUCUGCACAGAUGGGUCUGAUUGAGACGACACGGGGGCUGCUUCCAGGGGCGGGGGGCAGUCAGCGGCUGCCGCGGAUGGUCGGCAUCACUCUGGCCAAAGAGCUCAUCUUCACAGGUAAGCGUGUGGGAGGUCAGACAGCUCUGGAGAUGGGGCUUGUAAAUAGAGCUGUAGAACAGAACCAGACAGGAGACGCUGCCUACAGAGAGGCAUUCAGCCUGGCCAGAGAGAUACUGCCACAGGCUCCUAUCGCUGUGCGGCUGGCAAAAGAGGCAAUAAACCGAGGCAUUGAGGUUGACAUGAGCUCAGCAAUGGCAAUAGAGAGGAUGUGUUACGCUCGGGUCAUCCCCACACGGGACAGACAGGAGGGAAUGGCUGCCUUCUUAGAGAAGAGACCCCCGCGGUACACUGGGGAAUAAAACUCUUUUGCACUGUUGGAUUUCUCUCUCACGGACACACACUCUCUCCAUAACCUCGUGUCUGAUAGACAAUUAACACUGUGUGUGUGUGUGUGUGUGUGUCCCAGCCAGUAUCAAUACAUUUAGUUAGGGUCAGGAUGAGUUGUGUUUCCUUUUGUGACAUUCAGGAUGAGACAUUGAUUAAAACUAUGGCACAAAAGUAUGCUGGUUAUUAUUAAACUUGUGAAUCUUAUAUUUGGAAUAAAAA